UUUUUUGUUUUUUAAUUUUAAGGGAGAAUUAAAAAGCAAUCAAUUUGUAGAUAAGUUUGACCUAACCAUCAUACCUGCAACCCUAACUUUCUGUGUGUCACGGUUCUCUGACUGGUUCCUCCGAUUGCUUACUUUAUGUCAAUCCAUUUGUUAGUUUAUCUUUGUUGCAUUACACUGUGUAAGAGUUUGAUCUCCUUAUGGAAGAAGUGUUUCCUCCGUAUCAUGUUUUUAUUAAUCACAGAGGACCUGAUGUCAAGAAAACCCUUGCUAGUCAUAUCUAUCAUGCUCUCGAAACGCAUGGAUUGAGGGUAUUUCUCGAUAAACAGGAAUUGCAAGUGGGGGAUUUCUUAACCCCUGCAAUUCAAUCUGCCAUUCGUAGUGCCUCCGUUCAGAUCGCCAUUUUCUCCGAAACAUAUGCGCAAUCCCCGUGGUGUUUGGAUGAGCUGGUAUGGAUGCUUGAUUCUGACCCAACUUCUAUUAAGAUCAUCCCCAUAUUCUAUGACAUCGAACCUUCAGAACUUCGUCAUGUGGAGAAGGGAGCAUAUGCCACAGCCUUUGAGGAGCAUAGAAGGAAAGGCAGGGUUACCGAUGAACGAGUGGAAAGCUGGAUAAAAGCCUUCGAAAAAGUUUCUGCUAUUUCUGGCAUCCCAUUCAGGACAGAGAUAGACGACCAUGGAGAGCGAUUGAAAGAAAUCGUAGAGACUGUAUUAGUAAAGGUCGGAAGGGAACAACUGCAUGUAUGUGAGUACCCUGUGGGACUUCGUCAAGCGGCGGAGCAUUUCGAAAAGGUGGUUCUGAGUCGAAGUGAAUCAAAGAGCACCCACGUUGUCGGGAUUUUGGGGCUAGGCGGAUCGGGAAAGUCAACUCUGGCUACUCAUCUCUACAACUCCAUGUGUUCCCAAUUCCAGAGAUGUUGUUUCUUGUCUGAUGUGAGUAAAGAGAAAAUACCAUGUCUGCAGCAAACACUCCUCAGAAAUCUGCUGCGUGAUAAGAAUUUGUGUAUUGAGGCUUCCCGUAGAGGUAAGGCCUUGCUUCAAGAUCGUCUAAGAGGGUUGACACGCGUUUUGAUUGUUUUUGAUGAUAUAGAUAACACAGAGCAAGUAGACAAUCUGUUAUGUGUAAAGGAUGUGCUGGGAAAUGGCAGUGUGAUUUUGGUGACAUCUAGAGACCAAACUUUGUUUGUCAGUUCUAAAAUAGAAAUAUACAAUGUCAAAUUACUAGAUGAGAAACAAGCCCAAGAGCUAUUCUGCUGGUAUGCCUUCGGCAACACCAAACCAGUCGACGAUUUGAAAGAUAUGGUGGAAGAGUUGGUUAGAAUGUGUGGUGGUUUUCCUUUGGCUUUGAAAAUUUUAGCCGGGCAGCUCCACAAUGAACGUAACCCAAGAAAGUGGAAGCAGCAGUUGAAAAGCCUCCGUAAACAACUGCCGGAAGACUUACUAGGAAGGAUAGUAAUGGAUAGCUAUAAAUCUCUCGACAAUACAGAGAAAGAGGCCUUUUUAGACGUUGCCCAUUUCUUAACGGGAGAAUACAGAGAUCUGGUGGAGAGGGUUUUGGAUGGAUUUAAUGAUAAUGGUUUUCAAUGCCUUCAGACGCUCCGUCAGAAAUGCCUUGUGGAAUUUGAGCUUGCAGAUAUAAUUCGUUCAAGAGCGUUACAGGUUGAAAGCGUGGAUUGGAGUGUAGGUAUUUGGAGAAGAGCAAAGGGGAGCUUCAAAAUAAGAAUGCACGAUUUAGUGAGGGACUUGGCAAGACAAAUCGGCAGACAGGAUUUACCUCUUCGCCUCUGUUGUUCAAACGAUAAAAUGAUCUCCACACGGCCACGUUCUUCCCAUCAUUAUGGCUGGCUUGAUGGAUGGAAAGAUCCCAUCAUUAAGUUUUUUGGAAAGGUCUCCACGUCAAAGUACGAUGUACGAGGAAUUCGUAGAGAUGAAUCCCAUGAGUUGCCCGUACUUUUGCAAAAUCAAGAUAUAAACGGGUUAAAGAUUCUAGCGGUUCAAAAUUCCAGUAUCCUGCAGCAAUUUAAUAGUGUGUCGGGAGACUUGAUAUGGCUUCGCUUGAGUUGUUUAAGGAAUAUUCCUUUUACUCUUUUACUGAGAAGUUUAAGAGUGUUGGAACUUCAUGGCGUCAGCCCUCAAGACUUCUGCAACUUGUUUGAUGAUCGUGAGCCUUCUUCGGAACUGCGUGCAUUGGAAGUCGCAUUGUAUGGAGAUUUUGGAAGCGCAAGCACGAGCACAGCUGGACCAUCCACAGCCGUGGUCAAAAAACAUGGUUCAACUUCAGAGUCAUUGCAGCCUCCAAUAGCUAUUCGGAAAUUUGAGGCGUGGUUAGGAAAGCUGAAUUUGAGGAAUUUGGGUAAGAUAGUUUUACAAAAUAUUCGAGGCCUGAAGACACUCCCAAUAAAAUUUGAGGAAGUAACAAAUCUGACACAUGUAGAUCUAUCUGGCUGCAGCGAUUUGGAGGUUUUGCCAAAUUCUUUUACGGAAGAAUUAUUGCAACUCCAAUAUUUAGCAUUGCGAGAUUGCAGGAAUCUUGUUCUCCAAGAUUUGGGAAAAAUCUCCACGCUUGAGUACCUCAACUUUCAGGGUUGCUCCAUGCUAAAGGAAAUGCCCAAAGGAACUGAGGUUCAGAAGUCUUUAAAGCAUUUAAAUGUGGUCCAUACUGAGCUGAGGAAAUUGCCUGACAAUCUUGAACAGCUGGAAGAUCUGGAAGAACUACAUAUAGGGAGCUCGGGAUUGACAGAGAUGCCAUCUUCUCUAUAUAAUUUGAGCAGGUUAACAGAUUUGAGUCUGAUAGGGUGCACUAAUCUACAUCUUAUUGGCAACUCUAUUGAAAAGUUAGUACAUUUGGAAAGUUUCAGAAUAUAUAAUUGUGGAAUGAGAACGUUACCUGUUGCAUGGGUGAAUAUGAAAAUUUUGGAUGUUCAAGAUUGUCCACUUGAUAUGGAGCAGUUGCUGACAAGAGUGGAUCCAGGAAAUAUGUCUCUGGAUAUUUCUGAGGUGCAGGCAAGUAUUGGUCAGAGUGCUCAUCCAAAUCGCCCAGGUUGUUUAACAUAUUUAAUCAUAAGACACAGCCACAUUCUAGAGAUAGACAUUCCUCAGGCCGAAAGUCUUUUUCCAAAACUUGAAAUUCUUGAUCUGUCCGACAAUAGUCUUUUGACAGGGAUUGGAAGGUUACCAGACAAUCUGAUAAGUCUGAAACUGACGAACUGUUCAAAGCUGAGAAGACUGGCAUGCCUCUCUAACCUGGCAAGACUCAAAGUUCUUGACAUAAGCGGAUGUGAUGAACUAGAGACACUUAAUGUGGAAGGUCUGAAAUCAAUACAAGUUAUUAAAGCCAAUAGUUGUUGGAAACUGCGAAACUUUGAGUGUCUGGAUCUAUUGGACCAGUUAUCCUGUUUUCAAAUCUCCGUUGCAGCAUGGCCGAUGCUGUUGUCAAUUUCCAGAUUGCUGAUUUUAAAUUGUCAGGAGACAAAAGAUAUAGAAAAAGCUGGAGGUCGAGUUUUGAAGGUGUUAGAGAAUCGCACGGAGGCUUCAGUUUUAAUAGAGGAUGCCAAGCCGAGCAGUGCAAUUUGGCUAUUCCUUGUAACAUAUCCGAAUUGUGAGAUUGAAGUAUCAUUCCUUGGUCAUACUUACACCACCCACUCAUUUGAUAAUUCUUCAGGACAUAUGCUGAUGUGGAGAAAAGAUUCAGAAGUGUUUAACGACUUUAAAUUCUCCAAUGAUGACGCAAUACAUUUGAACAUCAACGUACGCAAUAAUGAUGAUCGAUGGGCUGAUUUUGAUGAUCUACCAUUCAUGGCAGGAUGGAUAGUAGAAGCCGUAAAUGGGCAUGUUUCUGAAGAGCUGCUUAAAUUAUUUUUGUUUUCAAAAUUUUCUCUAUUUUUAUAAGAAUAAUUUUCAUAACUUUGAGAAUAAUUUUCAUAACUUUGAGAAUAGGUAGACAGAUGUAAAAGCCUUAUUCUUUAUAUAAGGAGAAAUGGUUGAAUCAAUAUUUGCAAGAAUUGCAUAAA
Messenger RNA from Cryptomeria japonica (Japanese cedar), 4006 nucleotides. Its product is annotated as disease resistance protein RPV1. The coding region runs from base 198 to 3884 and encodes 1228 amino acids. The record is from RefSeq and is a predicted model, not a curated record. Gene Ontology annotation, molecular function: ADP binding. NCBI's taxonomy places the organism in Eukaryota, Viridiplantae, Streptophyta, Pinopsida, Cupressales, Cupressaceae. The transcript is spliced from 6 exons. Gene Ontology annotation, biological process: defense response; signal transduction.